AUUUGGGUAGGAUAUGCAAAUGAGUUAGGAUAGCGAGUAUACCCCACUUUUACACGGCUAAAACUAAGUGGACAAAAUGUUGGAUAUUGGUGCAGAUAGCGUAUCUCAUGGACUUCUCUAAGAAAUGGCAAAUUUUCAUUGGAAAAACCUGGUAAUCAUUUUACUAGUUCUAGUCUGCCCUAACGAAAUAACAGCAACUUGGUGGUUUAUAAGUCAGCUCCCGCUGCACGCGGUAGGCACACAGAUGAUCUGUGAUAACGUCCCAGGUCUGGUGGGCCGUCAAAAGAGACUUUGUCGGGCCCAUCUUGACGUCAUGGUCAGCCUCGCAGAUGGCGCUAAAGUCGGUGUGAACGAAUGUCAAUUCCAGUUCAAAGCGCAACGUUGGAACUGCAGUACUAUAGACAGAGACGCAUCUGUCUUUGGAAAAGUUAUGCUAAAAGUCGGCAGUCGGGAGGCGGCCUUUGUAUACUCAAUCUCUUCAGCUGGGGUUGUUCAUGCCAUUACGAGGGCCUGCAGUAAAGGAGAUCUUCAAAAUUGUGCUUGUGACCCAACAAAAACGGGACAAUCGAAAGACAGAAAGGGAGAAUUUAAGUGGGGUGGGUGUAGUGACAAUGUAAGAUAUGGUGCAGAUUUUUCUAGAAUGUUUGUGGAUGCUCGGGAAAAACGUAUAAGAGACGCCCGGGCGCUUAUGAACCUACACAAUAAUAGAGCAGGCAGAAGGGCAGUAAAGAAAUUUAUGAAAUUAGAAUGCAAGUGCCACGGGGUGAGCGGUAGUUGCACUAUACGAACGUGUUGGCUUGCAAUGCAAACCUUCAGAAAGGUGGGCGAUUAUUUGAAAGUGAAAUAUAACGGAGCCACCCAGGUUGGGAUUAACCAAGAUGGAAAUGGACUCAUUGUUGCAAAUAGAAAUCAUAAGAAACCGACUAGGUCGGACCUUGUAUAUUUUGAGCAGUCUCCGGAUUACUGCGUUGAAGACCCCGAUACAGGCUCAUUGGGGACUGCUGGUAGGGAGUGUAACCGUACCUCUAUGGGGACAGACGGUUGUGACAUUAUGUGCUGUGGGCGUGGUUAUGACACUACAACCGUCAAAAAAGUACGGAAAUGUGAAUGUAAAUUUCACUGGUGUUGCUAUGUUAAAUGUAAGGAGUGUAUUGAAAUGAUGGAUGUACAUACAUGUAAAGGACCCAAUCCCACUGCUCCUCCUAAAAUAAAGAGAUUACGAAGAAAACCGGUGUAUAAAUUGGACUCCAAACUGUAAAUAUGAUGUAACAUGAUUUAAUGACUAACAUACAGUUCCUGUUCACGAUGGUGCAUUUCGUGUCUCUAGUGUCAUAUACAGAUCCGUUUUGGGCCUGUCAUAUCAGUCUAAUGACAUUGUGUGUCAACUGCGAUGUAAAGUUGUAAACGUUUAUGUGUCAGAAAUAUGGACUCAACAGAAGGAUGAUAAUUGCUACAUUUAAAUAUCAAACCACGUGACCACUAGCCGACAGUGACGCAAUUUCCACGUGAUCACUGGCCAUAAUUAGCCGACAGAGGGAACAGUAACACACAAUUUUCAUGUGAUCACUGGCCAUAAUUAGCCAACAGUGGGAACAGAAACAUGAAAUUUUAACGUGAUCACUGGC
This is a messenger RNA of Owenia fusiformis, 1625 nucleotides long. Lineage: Eukaryota; Metazoa; Annelida; Polychaeta; Sabellida; Oweniidae. The record is from the annotation of a GenBank genome assembly.